AUGCCGGAGAUGAAUAAGCGCGAGUUCGCUAACAACCACCAGGAACCGCAGUCUAGCGAAGCUGCGGCUGAUUCGCACGCCACCCCGCAAAAAAUGGAAACUCCUGCCGGCGGAAAACAGGAGAGAAAAUCCGAUGUGAAAGCAGUGCAGCGAGGAGAUGAUCGCUCAAACGCCAAGGGCGAUUCGAAGCAGGAAAACGCCAACGCUAACAACGGCGGCGGAACUGCGUCACCGCACUAUGGAGGACGUGGAAACGGGAACAACAAGAUUAGCUUCAAUCGGAUGGAUUCAUACGCUUCGGUUGCCAAGGGUGCGGCUAAUCUGCAAGAGGGGCAGAACUACAGGAACUACUACCGCCACGACCAGCACCGCCGACGCACCGAUUACGAUGCCGACGACGAUGACAUCGUGAAGGCUAUGAUUAAGCUGCAUCGCAACAGGUUUAGGGAAUUCAGGAGGCUCAACGACAACCCGUACCGCGAACGCGAGGCACCCAACUCGCAAGUGUCGGCGGAGGAGCGCGCCUCGCGCUCGGAACAGACGCAGAACUCCCCGAACUAUUUCCCGGCAUCCUCAAGUAGCGACUCGUUGGCUGUACAGCCACCGCAGGAAGACCAAGUUCAGCCCGCCGAGGAGAGUGAGGAACAGCCGGCCGACAACGCAGCGGAACUGAGGAACUCCAUGUCGUCCGACAUUACCGCUGCCGACGAAGGGGAACAGAACGAGCCUGCUGGCGAAGAGACCAGCACUUUUGUCAACCGCCACAGGCGCCACGACGGCGUCCGCUCCAACUACUUCGACCGCAGGCGCAAAAACUACAACGAGCGCUUCCCGGCCGACGGCGAGGAACGCGGAUUCAGCGGGUACAACAAAUACAAACACAGGUACAACAACCACAACAACGCCAAGCGCGACUAUAAGAAGGACGAGAAGCCGCAGGAGGCAUGA
This is a messenger RNA of Babesia ovata, 948 nucleotides long. RefSeq lists its product as uncharacterized. NCBI's taxonomy places the organism in Eukaryota, Apicomplexa, Aconoidasida, Piroplasmida, Babesiidae. The record is from RefSeq and is a predicted model, not a curated record. The coding region runs from base 1 to 948 and encodes 315 amino acids. The transcript has a single exon.